This is a messenger RNA of Rhineura floridana, 2814 nucleotides long. It is a transcript of the gene DNASE2, whose product is annotated as deoxyribonuclease 2, lysosomal. The record is from RefSeq and is a predicted model, not a curated record. Gene Ontology annotation, biological process: apoptotic DNA fragmentation. NCBI's taxonomy places the organism in Eukaryota, Metazoa, Chordata, Lepidosauria, Squamata, Rhineuridae. The transcript has 7 exons. Gene Ontology annotation, molecular function: deoxyribonuclease II activity. The coding region runs from base 348 to 1442 and encodes 364 amino acids.
CCGCCGUUAGGGAACGAUUGGGAACCCAAGCGGAGCCCCUACUUGUCCUGCUGCGGGCGGGGAGGGCGAAGAAAGUUAAUCUGAGCUAGGGCUGCUGUCUUUUCGGUGUCAAGUGUUAGCAUGGAAACUGACAGUGGAGAGAGCUUCCGGGCACGCACAAGAUUCAGGCAGGGAGAGGAUAUCACCAGAAGAGGAGGGGAGGACGAGGAGAUUGCUUGCCCACGGUCUGGGCUGGCACUGUUGUUGUUAUGUGCCUUCACGUCGAUUACGACUAUUGGCGACCCUAUGAAUCAGCGACCUCUGACUGACCCAACCUGUUCAGAUCUUUGACUCCUGACGAAGGCCUCAUGCUAUCCAUCCUGCUGUGGCUGCUGUCCAUAGCCAUCCUCCACAAUACUGUCUCUGGGAGCAUUUCCUGCUAUGACGACUCUGGGCAGCCAGUGGAUUGGUAUAUUGUCUACAAGCUGCCCAAACCCCACCACAGCCCCAUAGCAGAGGGCAUGCGGUACAUGUAUCAAGAUGGGAGCACCCAGGGCUGGGUGCAAGGCAGAAGACUGAUGAACAGUACUGAAGGAGCUGUGGGACGGACUAUGCAGCAGCUGUACACAGAGGCAGUGCGGAGGCAGGAAACAGCCUAUGUCCUGUACAAUGAUGAACCUCCAAAUAAGCUUUCCUCCAGCCUCAAGGGCCAUACGAAAGGAGUCAUCCUGCUGGACAGAACUCAGGGUUUCUGGCUGCUUCACAGCACUCCUCACUUCCCUCCCAGUCUAAAUGAGAAAGAAUACGCCUGGCCCCACAGCGCAUUGCCCAAUGGGCAGACCUUCCUGUGCAUCACCUUCCCCUACAGUCAGUUCAAAGAAAUUGGGAAUCAGCUGCUCUUUACUGAGCCCCAGGUCUAUGAUUAUCGUGUGGAAGGUACCUUUGCCCAGGACUUGCCUACCUUGUUGAAUGCUUCAGAGGGGAAGCACAUUGAAGAAGAGCCUUGGAACUCCAGUGUUGCCCUUACAUCAUUGGGGGGCAAGGAAUUUAUCAGCUUUGCCAAGUUUCGCCUCUUCAGUGAUGAUCUGUACUCCGGCUGGUUGGCCCAAGCUCUCACCAGUGAUCUCUAUGUCCAGUUCUGGCUUAGGUCCCGAGGGAUCCUGCCUUCCAAUUGUUCUGGACACUUCCGAGUCUACAAUGUGAAGGAACUGGCCUUCCAGCACCCAGCCAUCACCUUCCUUUCCAUGGUGGACCAUUCCAAGUGGUGUGUGGGGACAGAGAACAAUCCUGGCUGGGCCUGUGUCGGGGACAUGAAUCGUAACCGUGCAGAGGAACAGCGUGGGGGUGGCACUAUUUGCUGUUCUGACGCAGCCAUCUGGAAAGCUUUCCACUCUUUAGUACAGAACUAUACAGAUUGUGAUGGUGCAAGGGACCAUCCAGUUACGUGGGCUGUGAUCACCUGAAAAGUCUCAGCCAUAUUAAGAGGGCAUGCUUCAACAAACUGGGAAAAGAGGAUUAUGGACUGUGACCCAAGUGCUAAUGGGCACCCCUCAAACACUUCCCAUUAUCCAAUUGGCCCCUCCCAAUUUUCAGUCACAGUAUAUUCUAGUCCUAUAUAGGAUUAAAUCCUUGCUCCUUUGAAAUGGUCUUUGCCACUUCCUUGCUCCCCUAAACUCCCCCCCCGGGAAAUGACCCCUUGCCAGACUUGGAAACAGAGUAGGCUGCUUUGCACUUCUCCAUUCAUCUUUGUUCUAUCCCCUUACAUAACAGCUAUGCCAGGGUUCCGUGGGCUGCAGAAAGGAAAUAACUGGUGCACAGAAAUCCAUUUGCUGCGAUAAUAAUGUACUUUUUGUAUGUGCAUGUUUUGUAUAAAUGUGUUUCCAACAGCAAAGAAUAUGGAUUUGGGGGGUAGAUUCUAUGAGUAGGAGAAAAAUGAAAUGCUGAGUGAGGAUGUUCCUAGGUCAGCGACGGUCUCCACCCUCCCCAUAUCACCAGACACCCAAGCUUUAAGAAAAUUUAAGAAAAAAAAGUAAAGAUAGCUACAGUUAUGUUGUGGCAUAUCUUUAACACCUAAAACCACAAAGUUUAUUAAAAUUAUAUUGCGUAUAAAUACUAAUUUCCACAGUUUUGUGAUAAUUUCAUGAUACUGUGCAAUACACAUGGCCCAUAGUUGAGAAAGGAACCAGUCAACUCUCCCUUUUGCCACUCACUUAACAGCAGGCCAUGGGGCGGUAUAUCUGCAAAUCUGACUGGUUUCUCCAUACCUUCUCCCCCUCCUCUAUUUAAAAAUGUAAGGAUUCUUACAGCUGUGAAGAAAGAUAGUAGAGGCCCCAAACAGUGGAGGUGGGUAGACCCUCUGCAAUGGAAAAGGGAGAUGAUCAGUGUGUGAAAAAAUUGAGGGUGGAUAGAUUUUGCCUCGGAAUCACACUUAAAACAAUGUCAGAUUGAAACUUUUAAAGGCAGUGUGUGUUUAGAUCCUCCCUGUUUUACCUCCCUCAGGUACACUUGUGGGCUUAACCUCACUCCCUUUAUCUACCAAGUGCAACGGAUCAUCACAGAGGCUACUGUAGCCCUGCCUACCAGUCUUGAUAAAACUGGCAUCACAAAAAAGGCAAGGAAAUGGAUGUGAUUUUAGGAAGUUCUGUAAAGUGAGAAAGAACACUGGAUGAUUGUCUUGAGCAGACAACUGUGAUGCUGUGGGAUCAGCUAAGAUAAAGAACUAACAAAGGCAGUGGUUGGAGGAAUUUAACAGAGAAGAGAAACCAAGAAGAAAACAUUGAGGGAAGGGAAUUAUCACACACACACUCCAAAGCAAGCUGGGUUUUUUUGCUUAGU